Colletotrichum abscissum is the source of this 723-nucleotide messenger RNA. RefSeq lists its product as uncharacterized. The record is from RefSeq and is a predicted model, not a curated record. Lineage: Eukaryota; Fungi; Ascomycota; Sordariomycetes; Glomerellales; Glomerellaceae. Bases 1 to 723 code for a protein of 240 amino acids. The transcript is spliced from 2 exons.
AUGGCCGUCCGAACCGCCGAAGUAGCCGCCCCUGCCGUCACCACCGCACCGACCGGCACUCCCGUGCCCGUCGCGACGGUGGCACUCACGACGACCUUCACGCCGCCCGCAGAAUGUACCGAGAAUCACUUGACCAUGUUGGUCGGCGCCCUCGAGAAGAUCUGGAUUAACGAGCCCGUACCUCUACCCAACUCGACCCUCUCAUCCUGCCACCCCACGCAAUGGGUUAACGGCUACUCAUCCGCCCUCUCCGCCUCCAGCUCCAUCGCACCCUUCAUGAGCCCUCUUGUUUGCCCGAGCGGAUACAGCACAGAGAGCAGCACCUGGUCAAGCGGAUACAUUGCCUGCUGCGCUUCCGGCUUCACCUUCGCUGCACCCGCCAAGACCGCCGACGCCGAUCGCCCGGCUUACGGCGGCACAUGCUACAGCAACUUCGACCUCAGCCAGACCGCUACCGUCACCGUCUACAACCCUGAGGAACUCUCCACCACCAUCGCCUGGGUUGCGACAACAACGCCCGCACAAGCCUACGCUCACCCCAUCGACGGUAUUGCAGCAGACUACACACCGGGCGCCUCCACCUCAGGUUCAUCCGGAUCAACAAAAACUAACAGCGCCGGUGUGGCUGUCGAGACGGACGAGAACGCGGCGCCUAGAUUGGGAGGUAACUCAAGGGCAGCAUUCAUUGUUGGGUUCUUGCUCGCGAGUGUGAUGAUGUGGUAG